This is a messenger RNA of Stegostoma tigrinum, 7191 nucleotides long. RefSeq names its product solute carrier organic anion transporter family, member 2B1 (gene slco2b1). Gene Ontology annotation, biological process: transmembrane transport; bile acid and bile salt transport; sodium-independent organic anion transport. Gene Ontology annotation, cellular component: membrane. Gene Ontology annotation, molecular function: bile acid transmembrane transporter activity; protein binding. The record is from RefSeq and is a predicted model, not a curated record. Lineage: Eukaryota; Metazoa; Chordata; Chondrichthyes; Orectolobiformes; Stegostomatidae. The coding region runs from base 156 to 2189 and encodes 677 amino acids. The transcript is spliced from 15 exons.
CAUGUUCCUGAAUGGACGAGCUUCCUUAACACACCCUGGCCCUCCUCCCAGAGUUUUGCCAGCAAAACCGGAGCUCCUUUGCCGAGUCAAAUCCAAACUCACGCGAGCAGUUUGCCAGGGAAAGUCGACAAGGAACUAGAUACGCAGCCUAGAAGAUGGGGAUGACUGGGCCUCCGACAACUGCAUCAAAGCCUAACCACACUGAGAAACAGCCCAGAAGAUGUGCCAUGAACCCAUUUCACAGUAUAAAGUUUUUUGUGCUAUGUCACGGACUGUUACAACUCUCCCAACUCUUAGUAUCGGGUUAUCUGAAAAGUAUUGUCUCAACCAUUGAGAAACGAUUUGGACUUUCCAGCCAAACCUCGGGAAUGCUGUCCUCUCUGAAUGAGAUUGGAAGCGCUGUGUUUAUUGUGUUUGUCAGCUACUUUGGCAGUCGAGUUCAUCGCCCCCGGCUGAUUGGCUGUGGGGGUAUCCUCGUUAGUGUUGCUGCAUUCACAAUGGCCUUGCCCCACUUCAUCAUGGGACGGUAUACAUACGAUCACACCACCACAAAUAAUGCUAGCACUGUCUCUGAUAUCUGCCACUUGAUGCCUAAGGACCAGAAUUUAAACAGUGAAAGCUGCAGUGUGGAGAAAAGCAGCAGUGGUUAUGAAACACUUUCGCUGCUGGUAGUUGGGCAGUUACUGUUGGGAGUUGGCGGUGUUCCCAUUCAGCCGUUCGGGAUAUCAUAUGUUGAUGACUUUGCCAGCAAUAGGAACUCCCCUUUGUAUCUCGGAAUCUUGUUUGCAGUUAGUGUCCUCGGACCAGCAUUCGGCUUUGUUUUAGGUUCUGCCGUUCUCCGUCUCUACGUUGACAUUGAUAAACUUUCAGCUGCUGAUAUCGAUUUGGAGUUUGGAGAUCCACGUUGGGUGGGAGCUUGGUGGCUUGGAUUCCUAAUGGCUGCUAGUUUUGUCGGCAUAGUCUCUGUCCCAUAUUUCUUUUUCCCGAAAGAGAUGCCCAAGGAGGACUCCAGGGAUCCCGAAGGAGAAGUCAACACAGAUAAAAAAUUGAAUGAAUUAAAAUCAAAACAAGACGAUGUAACACAGGGCCUAUCAUUACUCCAGUUUAUUAAGAGUUUUCCGUGUAUCUUACUGAGGACUUUGAGGAGCUCCGUUUACCUCCUCGUUGUAUUAGCUCAGGUCUGUAUGUCGGCUCUGAUGUCUGGAUUAACCGUCUUCAUUGGCAAGUUUCUGGAGCAACAGUUCACUGUGACGGCCUCGUUUGCAAAUUUACUGAUUGGAAGCAUCCACGUUCCAGGAGCAGUUCUUGGCAUCAUAUUGGGUGGGACCAUCAUGAGGAGGUUCCAAAUCAAUCUGAGGGGCUCAGCCAUCAUGUGCUUUGCUGCCAUCUUUGCUUCCAUUUGUGCAACUGCUCCGCUCCUGUUCCUUGGCUGUUCAACGCAACUAGUUGCUGGAAUAAAUGACAACGUCCAUAUCUCGAACAGCACAUCAGGCUUGGAACUGAGCUGCAAUCGAGGAUGCUCCUGCAAGGAUCAGGUCUACAAUCCAGUUUGUACAGCAGAUGGUAUUGAAUUUGUCUCUCCGUGCCACGCAGGCUGCAUGUCUGCCUCCUUCGAAACUGAUGGAAAAGUUGUGAGCUACACCAACUGUUCCUGUGUUUCGGCUCAAACCCUGGUGAAGCCUGGCACCUGUGGUAGUGGAUGCUACGAGCUUCUCUUGCCUUUUAUGAUCUUCCUGACCUUGGCUGGCUUUGUAGCCACACUUUGCCAAACACCUUCCUUCAUACUGGUCCUGAGGUCAGUGAAGCCUGAAGAUAAAUCUUUGGCGAUUGGGAUUCAGUUCAUGUUGUUCCGUGUUCUGGCCUGGCUGCCAGGGCCGAUCCUGUAUGGAAGUGCAAUUGACACCACCUGUAUCCAAUGGGAAAAGAAAUGCAACAAAAAGGCUUCCUGCAGAUACUAUAACCUCGAUCUCUUCCGGGUCAGAUAUAUUGGCCUGCAGAUGCUGUUUCAGUGCGGGGCCUUUCUACUCUUUGUGAUGGCCUAUUAUUUCCUAAAGAAAGAGACUUUGAGAAGGGAGCAACAAGCCAAAAUGGCAACUAAGGCUGCAGUAGACCCUAGAGUUGAGGAAGAGAGAAAAAGACUGAUGGAACAAGAUGAUGGAACCAAAUUACACCUCGAAUCAAAAGCUUAACGUACUAGUGGGGAAGUGGUGAGGGCAGAAUUUAUUUCUAACUUAAAUCUGACCUCGACACAGGACACAGGGAGAGACAAUGCCUGGCCUCUGAUGGUAGUCUUUGAGACACUUCAUUUUUUAUUGGUUUUCAUUCACGUGUUCACUGCUUUUUCUCCAGGAAACCUCCUGGACUUUCUUGGAUUUUUCCUUCCCUCGGUCACACACUGUUGAUCAGAUGGUUGGAACCAUCAGUGAAAGAAGCAUUUAUUUUACUAUUACAUGUUGUGAGGGUCAAUCUCUUCAUACUGCCAGACUCCCAGGAGAUGGGUCAUGCUCUUAUUCCUAGGUCCAGUUGGCUGAAGUUUUUCUCUGCUUGAUCAUCCUUUGACCCUAUUGCAAACCGUCCUUUGGCCUCUGAGUGGAUUCUAUGUGCAACAGGGACACUCCAUAUGCGGGAGAUGACAAUUUCACUGAGCUAGUGGGGCAGAGACCCAGACUAAUGCAGUGAGGAAAUGAUUCGAAUCCCACUAUUUCAGAUAGUGAAAUGGAAAUUUGACGAAUAAAAUCUGGGAUUGAGAGCCAAUCUCGGCAAGUGACCGAGACACUUUUUUACAUUGAUGUAAAAAGCCCAUUUGGGUCACUAAUGUCCUUUAAGAUUAAGCAAUCUGCUGUCCUUACCCGGACUAGCCUACAAGUGACUCUCGGCCCACGGCAAUGGGAUUAACACACAACUGCCCUCUGAAAUGGCCAAGCAAGCCACUCUGUUCAAGGUGGCAGUUCACCUCCAGCUCGCAAGGGCAAAAAAUGCUGGCAAAGGUGAGAGACUCCUUGCAUCUGUUAGGGUUAGGGAGUUCAAAAUAAAGGGGCAUAUAUUUAAAGUGAGAGGAGAAAGAUUUACCAAGGACAUGAGUAGCAAUAUUUUGUUACACAGAGAGUGGUUCAUGUGUGAAAUGAGCUGCCAAGUACAUGGAUCAGAAGGGUUUAGAGGGAUAUGGACCAAUUGCAGGCAAGUGGGACUGGUUUAGUUUAGGAACAUGGUUGGUAUGGACUGGUUGGGCCAAAGGGUCUGUUUCCGCGCUGUAUGACCCAAUGAUUCUAUGUAUCUUCACUUUUGCAAAAGUUACUCAAAAGUUGCUUCCACGUUUGAGUGAAUUGAUUAAACUGUCUAGGAGGCCAUGAACUAAUGGAGUGAUGGAACAUGCUGAAGGGGCUGAAUUGCUUUGCCCUCCUGCUCUUUGGCUGAGGAAUCUAUAAUUCUAGUCUCAUCUGCUUUCAGUUUCUUUCAGCUUUCCAUUACUCAUGGUUAAUUCAGCCUGGCUAACUGUACUGACCAAUAUGUACAGAGGUAUAUCAGGAAUUGACUGUAAACUGUUUGACCUUAUGCAUUGCAGGGAUGCCCAGUGAUCAGCAGAAAAGGCACAGUGUGAAACCGUGCCCAUUUUGUCCAUUUCAUCCUUCUUUUGCUAUUACAUUCUUGAGAAUAAUAUAGAUGAAGCAAGGUAUAAAUCCAUCUUGAGAAUUAACAUUUUAAUUUUGCUUUUCAAAUGAAACCAGUGAUGAGAAAUUUUGGUGGAACCCAAAUAUGGUUUCACCGAUUCAUUUUUGUUUAUUGUCUCACCGUACACAAUACAAAGUGAUUCAUGCUUUGUCUCUCCAUAAUUCUGUCCUAUUUCUUUACUCCUGAGUUCUGCAUUGGGCACGGGUACAGUUCCACAAGUGUCCAACCACUCACCAGUCCGUCCCAUACAAGGCGCUCAGUUGUUUCUUUGGGAUUAGGGAAAUGGGAGAUUAGCUCAUUUAUGGAGUUGAAGCUGCAAUCCAAUCACCCAUGAUCUUACUGAGUAGCAGAGUGGAUUAGAGGGGCUGAAUGGCCUGCUUCAAUUCAUAUGUUCCUGUAAACCGGUCAAUGAGUGCCUGCAUACUGCGCGUUCUAUUAGCUUUCCCGAUUACUCGUACCUGCGUACUAGCCUUUUGUGAUCCAUGCACCAAGACACUCGGAUCCUUCUGCAUCUCAGUAGGCUGCGGGUUGGCUUUCAACAGCAGUGUGCAUUGAUAUAGCACCUCGAACAUGGUAAAAUGUCUCAAAGGAUUUGCACAUUAUCAAAACAAACGUUAUGAAACAAGUGUUCAAGCUGGGCCACUUAGGAGACAUUGGGCUAGGUGAUCCUAAGUUUGGUCAAAAGCAUAGGGUUAAGGAAUGCCUUAAGAUAGUGGCAGAGAGGUAUAGGAAGGGAAUUCCAUAUCUUUAAGGACUUGGCAGCUGAAAGGCACGGCAGCCAGUCAAUCAAAAUGUGAGAUACAAAAGGGCCAGCAAUGGUGGAGUAUGGAGAUCUCAGGGGAUUGUGCAGCCUGAUGAGCUUUACUGUUUUGUAAAUAGACAGCAUGGCCAGAGACUCUAUCUCAAUGGUCCAGUAAAGUAGAAUGUAAUGUUAUUUAGAGCUGAUCAAAAUAAUAAUUCAUACAUUUAUACUGAUUUAAAAUCAUAUAAAAUUUAUAUACAAAUAUAUUUUUGCACAUUUAUGAUUCAACUGUGAAUAUACUCAUGAAAUUAAUCUUUAUUGAGUUGAAAUCAGAUUUGAAAUUUCAAAGAACUUGCAAUGAGCCACGUGCAUUCUGAAAGGCGGGUGGGAGCUCUGUUAUUUUAGCGCAAAGUGUAAAAGAAGGAAUUGGAGGUGGGGAGGAGGUAGAAAGACUUUUUGGAUGGAGAGAGUGCCCUCUGCACCAAUCCCCACCCCGAGAUAUUAACCCCCUUCCUCUGUUGCUGCCCGCCUGAUGUCCAAAACCAAACUCCCCACUCUACUCCCCUACUUCUCCCCACUGCCCACUCCCCCACCUCUCCACUCUCCUCUGUCCCACCUCCCUACUCUCCUCUCCCUCACCUCUUUUCCUAGGUUGCCAAACCCCAGUUCCCCACUUGCUCCUUUCACCCCUUCAAAUCCCAGGACUUACCUGCGCUCCUGCUGGUUCCCAUUGUCUAAGCAAUGGCUCUAUAUGACUAAUGGAGGAUCAGAAGGCUGAGAGUUCUUCCUCCCAUUGAGACGUCUCACUCUCUCUCUGCCCAUUUCUCUGUAGCACGGGGCUUCCAGCUGAGGAGUGAGCUUCUUUUUUUAGGGGAAAGUGGGUGUAAUGAGCACCUCCUCAGGGAAUUUAGCCCCAUGCAAGCCCUUUACUUAGAUCAAAUGAAUUAUUGAAAAUCAAUUUUGAAAAAAAUAGAUUUUUGCUAUUGAGGAAUUUGGAGCCAAUGGACAUUAUCAAAAUUCUUUCAUGGGCUGCAGAUGCUACUGAUUGGCCCAGCAUUUAUUGCCCGACCCUAAUUGCCCCUUGAGAAGGUGAUGGUGAGCAGCCUUCUGGAACUGCUGCAGUCCUUGGGAUGUGCUGUUAGGGAGGGAAUUCCAGGAAAUUUAUACAUUGAGAACAUUGGAACAGGCUCAACCCUACAUACUGGAUUUUUAGAAAUCCUGUUCACAUUCUUUUGUUUGAUAUCAUUAAAGCAACAAUUGAAUGUAGACAUGGAUGAAAAAUGAUUUCAACUCAUUUAAAGAACAAUGCUCACGUUUAUGCAGAGCUGAAUAGAACUGGUGACUCUGAGUCGGAUGGGUCCUGAGGUUAAGCCCCACUCCAGAGGCUUGAGCGCAACAUUGAUACUCCCAGGGUCAGCAUUGAGGGAGUGCCUUUGAGGAGCCAUCUUGCAGUUGAUGCAUUAAAUCAGGCCCCCCAUGUCUCUGGUGAAUGCAAGAGAUUCUAUGGAAUUAUUUGACAGAAGAUCCCAAGGUGUCUCCUUCAUUGCCCCUAGCCAACCCAGCUUGUGACUGGAUCAGUAGGGGGUCCCUCACCCAACAAUGCCGAAAGCUGAUGAUUUGGUCACCGUUCACAUUGCUUCUUAUGGGUUCUUGCUGUGUGUAAACUGGCUGUCAUGCUUUCUCCACUGACGCAGUGACUAGGGUUGUGCUUCAUCAAUUGAAAAGCACUUAGAGGCAUCCUUUGGAGGAUUCUGAUGUCAGAUGGACAGGAGAUUGGUGAAACACAUGCCGACAUUCGUUUUCUGCAGUUUGUUUCUCCUCAAAUGGGGACAAUAGAUGGAAACGAGAAGGCAAAGCCACUCUACACCCAUCACAGCUGAGCCAGGAUGUCUCCCACACUCGGAGCCUGCCAAUGGUAUGGAUUAUACAGGCUGAUGAUUAACCUGUUUGGUUUUAUUGUGGAUGCAUCUGUCUUGGUCACUGGCUCUCGGAAUGGGACUUGAACUCUCAGUGCGUAGCUCAGAGGCAAGGAUACUACCUACUGCAUCACAAGGCCUUCUUCAAGGAUGUGAAAGGCGAGAUAAAACACAAGUCUUUUUUUCUUUUCAGGGUUCCCCCUCAAUCUUUUGUAAAAGGCUUAACUUCAAACCAAAAAGCAGGAAGACCACGUCACUGCCAGAGCCAAAGGUACACACUGACUGAUCCUCAGGGUGGCACGGUGGCUCAGUGGUUAACACUGCAGCCUCACAGCACCAGGGACCCGGGUUCGAUUCCAGCCUCGGAUCACUGUCUGUGUGGAGUUUGCACAUUCUCUCCACGUCUGCGUGGGUUUCCUCCAGGUGCUCCGGUUUCCUCCCACAGUAUGUUCGGGCUAGGUGGAUCGGCCAUGUUAAAUUGCCCGUAGUGUUCAGGGGUGUGUGGGUUAUAGGGAAGUGGGUCUGGGUGGGAUGCUUCAAGGAGCGGUGUGGACUUGUUGGGCCGAAGGGCCUGUUUCCACACUGUAGGGAAUCUAAUCUGAUAUCACUAGCACCAGCCUAAUUCUCAUGGGGAUUAAGGCAUUAUUCCACAGCAACAAAAACUUGCAUUUAUCUUAUGCCUUUAACCCAGUCAAAUAUACCAUGGUGCUUCACAGCUGUGAUGUCAGAGGAGUCAGAGGGUGGUGAGCCAGUGGAAUUCUUUAUCGAAGAAUGCAGUUGAAGCCAAAACACUGAACGUUUUCAAGAAGCAGUGAUAAUGGGAACUGCAGAUGCUGGAGAAUCCAAGAUAAUGAAAUGUGAGGC